AGUUGGUUGAGAAUUUUUUCCUAGGCAAUAUGGAGAAACCUGAAACACUUGCUGCUCGAGAUUUACUAAAAUUUGACUACGUCUUUAAGUGGAAUCGAAGGAUUCUAAAAAUUCUUGGCAUUUGGCCACUCGACACGGAAGAAAUAUCGGUAUUUGAACGUUUCUUAACUGUUCUCUUGACGUUGAACUUGGGGGUUGUUAUAAUCGCGCAAUGGACCGAUUUGGUAUCAAUUUGGGGCCAGUUCGAUCCGAUGCUCGACAACCUGAGCGCUAAUAUAGGCGGCUCGAUGGCACUGAUCAAGCUCUUUAUCAUUCUGUGGAAUUUCGAUACACUUCGUAACGUUAUUGCCAAAGUUCGCACUGAUUGGUCUGCCCUUUACACUAUUCAGGAAUUUAAGCUGAUGAUGGAUCGUGCCAGGAUUGGCCGAUUGUUCUCCAUCGUCGGUCCUGCAUCCGCAAUCCCGGCAGGUAUGUUCUUCGCAUUGACGCCUCAGGCGAUUUAUACGCAGUCGAAAAAUGGAACGGAAAUAAUGUCUUUACUGCCUUUGAGGUCGAAAUAUCUUUACGACGUGACAUCGACACCCGUUUACCAAUUUAGUUAUCUUUCUCAAACGGUACACUGCUACACAGCCUCCGCAGCUUAUUCCGCGAUCGACUGUUUUUUCGCAGCCCUGGCACUUCACGUUUGUAGCCAACUCGAAAUACUCGGUUGCACGAUUCGGGGAGUUGGUAAAAGGGAGCCAAUGAUUCGAAACAUCGUUGAACGUCACCUGCGGCUGGUGAAAUACGUCGAAGAUUUGGAAAGAAUUUAUUCCGCUAUUAUUUGCGUCCAGCUUAUCGUCAGUUCUCUGCUUUUAUGCAGUAUAGGAUACAAAUUCAUUACGUCAUUGGACGGGGGCUACGCCGCAGAUGUUGGAAAGUUUACAUUCUACUUCAUCGCAAUACUUAUGCAAAUAUUUCUAUACUGCUACUCUGGGCAGUGUUUAAUCGACGAGAGCACUCGAUUGACCGAAGCUGCCUACGAAUGUCCAUGGUACGAUAUGAAAGGAUCCGAUGCCCGAGCUUUUAUGUUGAUGCAGGCUAGGGCUCAGGCACCUUUUAAAAUCACCGCUUUGAAAUUCUGCUACAUGUCACAUUCGUGCUUUACCAAUGUAAGAGUCACUGGAUAUUUUUACGAUGACACUUAUCCAUUCAACUUUGGCACGUACACUAAAAGUACGACAAAAGACGUGUAUGCGAUGCAGUAUUACAAAAUUCCUUCUUCACAUUGGUAUUGUAAUUUUCAGAUACUUCGUACUACCGGAACUUAUUUUUCCGUUCUCCAAGCGAUAAAAUGAAUGACACCCACAUUUAAAGAUCAGUUUUAGGAGGUAUGUUGUACACUAAAAUAUUCAUUUUCUUGAAAAUAAAUGUACAUUGUAUUACUUCUCUUACAAAAGCAGUCUAGUCGAGUUAUAAAACUGUGAUCACCAACUCCAUAAGCUACCAAAAAUUAAGAGUUGAUUCGUCAUUAUGAAAAAUGAUUCUUAGAGAUGUAUAAGAGAAUAGUUUAACGUGGAAUGUUUUGACUAGUAAAUACUGAACAGUAUAGACCAGUGAAAAUUUUUUCGAACAUGUGGAAAACGAAGUGAAAAGUUUUGCUCAUCAAGCGAUAAAAACCGUAUCUUGAAGAUAAAAUGACUGGUGUUUAUUUCCGUCGGGUGACGUGAAGCACUAUUCCGCCUUUU
Molecule: messenger RNA, 1727 nt
Organism: Neodiprion virginianus
Lineage: Eukaryota; Metazoa; Arthropoda; Insecta; Hymenoptera; Diprionidae
Product: odorant receptor 4-like
Exons: 5
Coding region: 30-1337 (435 amino acids)
Biological process (GO): sensory perception of smell; detection of chemical stimulus involved in sensory perception of smell
Cellular component (GO): plasma membrane
Molecular function (GO): olfactory receptor activity; odorant binding
Source: RefSeq, a predicted model, not a curated record